Molecule: messenger RNA, 4389 nt
Organism: Parastagonospora nodorum SN15
Lineage: Eukaryota; Fungi; Ascomycota; Dothideomycetes; Pleosporales; Phaeosphaeriaceae
Exons: 4
Coding region: 1-4389 (1462 amino acids)
Biological process (GO): lagging strand elongation; leading strand elongation; DNA replication
Cellular component (GO): alpha DNA polymerase:primase complex
Molecular function (GO): chromatin binding; DNA replication origin binding; DNA-directed DNA polymerase activity
Source: RefSeq, a predicted model, not a curated record
AUGUCUCGCGCAGCAAAGUUGGCAGAGCUCCGAGCUUUGCGCGCUGCUGGAAAGACGCGCCUGUCCACAUACGAAGUUGCCGAAGAAGAGCAAUUGUACGAUGAAGUUGACGAAGACGGCUACAAGAAGAUUGUCCGUAGCAGACUGGACCAGGAUGACUUCAUUGUCGACGAUAAUGGAGAGGGCUAUGUCGAUGAUGGCCGAGAAGAAUGGGACGAUGGGCAGGGCCGGUACCGUUAUGCUGCAACGGACAGCGAGGAAGAGGAAGACCGGCCCGCCAAAGGCAAAGCUGCCAAACGCAAGCGCGAAGAGGACAAGGAGAAGCAGGAGAAGAUCAACAACGGCAUCAGCAAGUACUUUGGAGCGAAGAACGCGGCAAAAGCUCCUAAGGCAAAGCCUGCCGUAACCGCUGCCGACGUAGACUUCAUGGACGACCUCCUCGGCGAGAUUGACACGAACCCCCGCGCCGCUCCCCGUAUGCGUGCUGUCAAGACUGAAGCACGACGAAAGACACGCGUACUGUCACCGCCUGUAUCCGAGAACCGCCCUGCAGUGAUCAAGCGUUCGUCAAACGAUUCCGAUUCGUACAUGCCCAACACACCCCCAGCAGCAAACGCAUUUGCGGACGACGAUGGUCUACCUACAUUCGACGAUGAUGUGCCAAUGAGUGAUCCGCCUCUGCAAUCGUCUCCCGUUGCAAAGGCUGUGGAGCGGAAAUCACAGCCAGUCGUCAAGGUCGAGGAGGAGGAUGAUGACCUAUUGGAGGUCGCACAGCCCACAAGACAUCUCGGAGUACCCGCUGCGAGCGUGAACAUGGCUGGCAAACGACCAAUUUCCAAACUCAGGAAGGCAGACUACCCGACACCAGCGAGCUCUUCGCCAGUAGGACCUUCAACAGCUUCAAUAAAUGCUUCCUCAUGGAAUGACGUGACAGACAAGCUCAACGUUAUGAGCAGUCCAGCCCCACAAACUACUGGCGUCGGAAAGAUGAGGUCCGAAGACGUUCUAGAGGAAGACGGCAGCGUCCGCAUGUUCUGGAUUGAUUACACCGAAAUCAACGGCAGUCUAUGCCUCUUCGGCAAGGUCAAAGAUCGAACAACUGGUUCCUACGCCAGUUGCUUUGUUAAAAUAGACAACAUUAUGCGCAAGCUGUACUUCCUCCCCCGAGAACACCGCCACGUCAGAGGGGUGGCUACCGACGAGGAAAUUGGCCUCAGCGAUGUUUCGGAUGAGCUGGACAACAUCAUGAGCAAGCAUCGUGUCAAUCUCCACAAGAUCAAGCCAUGCACAAGAAAGUACGCUUUCGAAUUGGCCGACAUUCCUAAAGAAGCGGACUACAUGAAGUUGCUCUACGGCUACGACAAGAUGCCACUCUCCUCUGACCUGACUGGAGAGACAUUCUCGCAUGUUUUCGGAACCAACACCUCACUCUUCGAGCAAUUUGUGCUCUGGAAGAACAUUAUGGGUCCUUGUUGGCUCAAGAUUGAUGGUGCAGACUUUGGCGCUAUCCACAAUGCGUCCUGGUGUAAGCUUGAAAUUCAGGUCAGCAAGCCCAACAGCAUCACAGUACUGAGCAACUCGGACAACCUGGAUGCUCCGCCAAUGACUCUCAUGAGUCUCUCUCUGCGCACUUCGUUCAACGCCAAAGAGAACAAGCAAGAAAUCCUAAUGGCAAGCGCAAUGGUCUACGAUAACUUCUCAUUGAGCGACACAACCCCCAUCGAUCAGAUGCAAGCCAAGAGCUUCACGCUCAUGCGACCGAACGGAACUGCAUUCCCGACAGGCUUCCAGGCCGAAGCCGCCAAGCUUAAAGGAAACACCAAGUUCGUGAAGACUGAGCAAGAACUUCUUAGCUUACUGAUGGCAAUGUUUCAACGACACGAUCCUGAUGUGCUGAUGGGCCAUCGCUUAGAUGACGUCGAUUACAGUGUCUUGCUGAACCGUCUUCGCGAGAAAAAGACUCCUGGUUGGCAUCGUAUUGGACGUGUGAAGAGAAGCGAUUGGCCAAAGAACCUGGGCAAAGGUGGCGGUAGCUUCUUCGCCGAGAAGCAACUGGCGUCUGGUCGCUUACUUUGUGAUUUGGCCAACGAUCUCGGAAAAUCCUUGAUGACAAAGUGUCAAUCCUGGAGUCUAGAAGAGAUGUGCCAACUGGUCCUUAACCAGCGCCGAGAGGAGCUCGACAACGAAGCUGCUCUAAAGAGUUGGGCGACUACCAAGGAAGGCUUAUUGAACUAUGUCAAGCAUUGCCAGGCCGACGCAUAUUUCAUCGCUGCCAUCUCGAUGAAGGUACAAAUGCUCCCACUUACCAAGGUAUUGACGAACCUUGCCGGUAACUCUUGGGCUCGCACGCUGAGUGGUACUCGCGCUGAGCGGAACGAGUACAUUUUGUUGCAUGAGUUCCACAAGAACAAGUACAUUUGCCCUGACAAGCAGUGGGGAAAGAGUAAGAUAAAGGUAGAAGAAGAGGCUGCCGAGGGAGAGGAGGGCACAGACGCGAAGAAGAAGGACAAGUUCAAGGGUGGUCUUGUUUUCGAACCCGAGAAAGGCCUCUACGACAAGUUCAUCCUGGUCAUGGACUUCAACUCUCUCUACCCCAGCAUCAUCCAAGAGUUCAACAUCUGCUUUACAACUGUCGAGCGAUCAGAUCUUUCCGAGGACGACGACAAAGUGCCUGAAGUUCCCGACAACCAGGAACAAGGCAUUUUACCACGACUUAUUGCCACUCUCGUUUCUCGUCGACGCGAAGUGAAGAAGCUCAUGAAGGCCAAGGAUGCCACAACGGAUCAAUUGGCCACCUGGGAUAUCAAGCAGUUGGCUCUCAAGCUUACUGCCAACUCUAUGUACGGAUGUCUUGGUUACACCAAGUCGCGCUUCUACGCCCGACCACUCGCCAUGCUCACAACCUACAAGGGCCGAGAGAUUCUUCGACGAACGAAGGACAUGGCUGAGGAGAAGAUGUUGCGCGUCAUCUAUGGUGAUACUGACUCCGUCAUGAUCAACACAAAUGUCGACAACAUUCAAGAUGCCUUGAAGCUCGGUAACGAGUUCAAGAAGAUUGUCAAUGAUAGCUACAGGCUUCUUGAGAUUGAUAUCGACAACGUUUUCCGUCGCAUUCUACUGCAUGCGAAGAAGAAAUAUGCUGCAAUCAACAUGGUCCCUGUUGAUGGCAAGUACAUUGAGAAGCUAGAGGUCAAGGGUCUAGAUAUGAGGCGCAGAGAGUACUGCGCUCUUUCCAAAGACACAUCCACUGAGCUCCUGAACUUCCUCCUAAGUGGCGAGGAUCCAGAAGUUGUUGUCGAAAAGAUCCACAACCAUCUGCGCGAGCUGUCGAAGCAGAUGAGAGAAUACGCCGUCCCAACCCGCAAAUAUACCAUCUACACGCAGCUUGGAAAGAACCCAAAGGAAUACCCCAACGGCAAUUCGAUGCCCUCCGUACAAGUAGCUCUCAAGCUGCAAGCGAAGGGCAAGCACGUCAAGGCCAAAGAUGUGAUGUCUUUCAUCAUCACAGGCGAGGCGUCUGGAUCUGCAGAGAAUGCAGCGAAGAACGCAUACCCAGUCGACGAAGUCCUCAAGCCAGGAAGUGAGCUGAAGCCCGACAUCGACUACUACCUCCACAAGCAGAUCCUCCCACCAGUAGAACGUCUCUGUGCUCCUAUCACUGGCACAAAUAUCACUCUUCUGGCAGCAUGUCUCGGCCUCGAUACAUCUAAAUACCGCGUCAACACCACCUCCGGCGCCACACAAGAAGAAACUGAAGUACAUCCUCUUGAGUCUCAGAUCCCCGACUCGGUGCGCUUCCAGGCCUGUGCGCUGCUCUGGCUACGCUGCCGUGGCUGCACGACCACUUUCCCCUUCCAAGGCCUCUCUGCUACCGCGCCGUCUGCUUCGUUGGCCAAGUUGCAGACAGUCAGCCACAACGGCGUUCAAUGUCCAAAUACAAAUUGCGGAAACAUCCUACCCAAUAUCAGCAUAGUAGCUCAGCUCGAGUCUUCGAUUCGACAGUACCUCGCUUCCUAUUAUGCUGGCUACCUUGUGUGCGACGACCCACAAUGCGGGAACCGAACGCGCCAGAUGAGUGUGUAUGGCUCAAGAUGCCUGGGUCCUAAAGGAUUGGCAAAGGAUUGUCUGGGCAAGAUGCACUAUGAACUCAAGGAGAGGGACGUCUGGAAUCAGCUACUCUACUACCAGUCCUUGUUCGAUGUCGAUCGUGUAGCGAAGGAAGAUGUUAUCAAGGCUGAGGGUGAGGGUAGGGAGAAGAUCAAGGUGCUGGCAGAAGUCAACCGAGAGCGCUUCGGUACCCUCAAGGGCGUAGUGGACAAAUGGCUAGAGAGGAAUGGAAGGCAGUGGGUACAGAUGGAUAGUCUGUUUAGUUUUGCAUUGAAGGCGUAG